Messenger RNA from Spinacia oleracea (spinach), 1476 nucleotides. Its product is annotated as protein MEI2-like 7. The record is from RefSeq and is a predicted model, not a curated record. Gene Ontology annotation, molecular function: RNA binding. The transcript is spliced from 4 exons. Bases 85 to 1152 code for a protein of 355 amino acids. Lineage: Eukaryota; Viridiplantae; Streptophyta; Magnoliopsida; Caryophyllales; Amaranthaceae.
CUCUUCACUCUUCACUUCUCUCUACUUCACUCACUCUUCACUCACCGUCAACUUUUUAGCUCCUCCACUUUUCCACCGGAAAAAAUGGCGUCUCACCUCAACCCUCAAGCUCCCGAGUUCAAACCUCUCUCAUUCACCCUCCCAACAUCUCCUUAUGUUCACAACACACAGCUCGUUUGUCACCUUCCCGUUGCACCGCCGGUACUAUCAAUACCGGAUACCCUUUUUUUCUUCCAACCACCGCCACCACCACCAUCACCAUCACCACCACCACCGGCGAUGAUAUAUUUCUUUCACCACCACCACUUUCUUCCUCCUUUCCAAGUAGUCCCACCUUCUCCACAAUCAGAUCUGAGGUUACCACUUGCCGAUGAUGGACUCGGCUUGAUUACCUCCCCAACUUCCCCCACUUCCCCAUUUGAGCUACACCAACCCUCCUCUACAACCCAUCCCCGAAAACCCAUGUACUCAAAAUCCGCCCCGAAGAACAAUUCGGGUCGAGUCCCUGGUCGUGGUUUCCGAUCUCAGAAUUUCUUAUGGGUGAAGAAAUCUGAGAUUCCCGAUGAGGGAAGACCUCUUCCUGAUCGUGUUCAAGAUCAUGCCACUGUGUUUGAGGCCCAAAUGGGCCCGGCUCCUGGCCCUGUCCCACUAUCUACUUACCCCUUUGGCGAUUGCACGUCGCUUAUGAUCCGGAACAUUCCUGUUCGCCUCAGUCGGAGGGAGCUGUUAGAAUUACUGGAUGCCCAUUGCCGGGAGGAAAACGAGAAGCGUCGGAGUGAUUCCGACGCCAUCUCCGCUUUUGAUUUCCUUUACCUCCCCAUUGAUUUCAAGAUGAAAGGAAAUCUGGGUUACGCGUUCGUAAAUUUUACGAACUGGGAAGGAGCAUCGAGGCUGUAUAAUUGCUGGAGUGGUAGCAAUUGGGGGAGCUGCUCAUACAACUCAACUAAAAUCUGCCAAAUCGACCAAGCUAAGUUUCAGGGAAGGGAGCUGAAGAAGCACUGUGAGAGAUCACUGUUUGUGUGCGAAUCAGACGAGUAUCUUCCGGUGGGGAUCUCUCCUCCCAGGGAUGGUUUCAACGCGCGGGUGACGAGGCUGACCACGCUCGGGAGGCGCGUGGUGCAGCUCCUCAAAGCAAAGAAAUCAGUUGUAUGAGUUUAAAGUAUGGGUGGUGGUGGUGGUGGUGGUGUUGUAGUGUUAGGAGUAGUGUUAGUGUAAUUAAGGGUGUUAUGUUGUAGGCUUGUAGCUAGGUUUAGGGUUACUGUUUGCCUUGUUUGAAGGCAUGAUUUUCUGGGUAGGGGGAGAGUUUAGAAAUUGGAAGUGAUUUUAACACUCCAGGAUUUGAAUUCUGAGAGUGCAAAAAUCAUUUGCUAUGUAGAGUACUCCCUAUCUACUGACUAGUGACUACUGUAUGGCUGUAAUGUAAUGUAUUAAUAGUUGGUUGUAUGAUGAUUAAUUGAUAGUUGUUGUUGUUUCACA